AUAAACCUAAUAUAUCUGUCUCUUUCACUUGAAUAUGGACAGGCAUGUGUUUGAGAGGAAGAGACUGAUUUGAGGAAUCUGAAUCAUCAAAAAAACUAGUUUCAAGAUGGCCUCCCUUUAGCUAAAUCGCAAGUUCGUGGUGAAUUAAUUUGUAUUUAUUCAGAUUUAAUCAUGAAACACUGUCUGUAGCUUAAUAAAUAAACAUCAAACAGUAAUUUUAUCACAGCCAGAAGAUUAUUUUGUAACUCCAAACUGCAAAAUGACGACUUUAACCACUGCUUUGGAUAAUUUAUUGAAGAGAAAAAAUGACUUCUGUUGCUUGUGUUUAAACAUAAUUUACGAACAACCUAUUCACGUUGAAGAUGAAGUGGCAGUUAAUAUAAACCAAGAGGAAGUCAAUGUAUCGGUUUCUGAGCUUCUUUCAACUAUCAUUGGUGUGGAGAUAAUAGACUACUUGCUAACUUUUGAGCACAUUUGCACUCAGUGUGCACUAACAGCUAUCCAUAGCUAUAGUUUUGCGAAAACCAGUAAAAUCAACUCCGAUUUACUGAAAAACUCCUUGAAUGGGUUAUAUGAUAGUUUUUCAAAUGUUGAAGAGCAAGAAGCAAUGAAUGAUUGCAAUUCUUUGUUCGUAUCUCUGAACACUGAGGACUUCACCAGCAGACAGUUCUACGAUAACAAAAGACCGGUCCACACUGCCACCGCAGCACACAGGAGGUUCCGAUCCAUGGUUAACAGUCCAAAACUAAAACCGAAGUUAGAAGUCGAAGUAUACCCUUUAGGCGUUAAAAAAGAAAAAGUUAAGAAGCAAAGGGGCAGAUUGUUGAUACAAAUACCAACAAAUGAAAUGCUUUAUGAUAACAAAGCUUCUGACAUCCAGUGUAAAGAGUGUUUAAAAACGUACCCAUCAAAACUGGGUUUACGUAACCAUUUUAUUCGUGUUCAUGCACCAAAGACAUACAAAUGUUCCAAAUGCCCAAAAAGGUUUGGAUCACCAGCCUAUUUGGAGGCUCACAACUCUGAGAGCCAUUCUCUUAUUAUUUGCAGUCAAUGUGGAAAAUCUUUUAACAAUAAACACACAUUCAAGAUGCACGAAAUGGGGCAUUACUUGAGAUUCGUUUGUCAAGAUUGUGGCAGAGUGUAUAAAAAUAAGACAACGUUUAGGAAGCAUAAAGAGCUAAACGUUUGCAGUCAACAAGUUAGAGCUUCUCCAGCAGAUGCUAAGUUCACAUGUGACUAUUGCAAUAAGAAAUAUACACAGAAAGUGUCUUUAAGAGUACACAUACAGUACGAACACGGAAACUACAAGGCUCAUGUGUGUGAACUCUGUAAUAAAAAAUUCUGGGCAAUAAGUCGAUUGAAAGCACACAUGGUCAAGCACACUAAAGAGAAAAACUUUUCAUGUAAAGAGUGUAAUAAAAAGUUUGUGACGAGAGAAUCUUUGUUAUAUCAUACACGUUUACACACUGGAGAUAAACCGUACGAAUGCUCUCAUUGUAAUGCCAGGUUUCUUUCAGCCUCACGGAGAUCGGAACAUGUGAAAAAACAACACACGGAUGCAACUUUGGAGUGUAACGUGUGCGGAAGUAAAUUCAGUUCUCAGAAUUAUUUGCAUAAACAUAAAAAGACACAUGACAAUGAAUUCAAUUCAACACUGGAGCCAGAAGUCAGUAAACCAGUCCGUACACAGAAAGUCAACACGUCCGAUUUCAAACAACUUACACAGGACUUAAUGAAAAUGGAAAGUGAAGAAUAUGGUUUUGAAAGUGGUAAUAUUCCUGAAGAGUCUUGUCUUAAAAUCAAGUUACUAAAUACUGAUAAUGAAUAUAUUGUAGAAAUGUUUGAAAACUAGCUUAUCAUCAAUCAAUCAUUCGCUCGACUAUUGUGGUGAGCCCACUCGUGACACAAGCAUAUUUCGCUUCGUACGAGGGGCUAAUAAUGGGAGUAUUAUAAAAAGAUAAAAUGUUACUGAAACUUAUAUUCUUAGGGUAAACAUAAUUAAAUCCAUGUUUGUUAUAUGAAUGAACAUCAAAACAGCUUGAUGCUUUAUUUAUUUGUAAAUGUUGUAAUUUAUGUUUAGAUCUUAUACAUAUAACAGGAUGGAGAAAAUCUGCACUUUUUGGGACAAAUUGGGACUAAUUUCUCUCACUUGUAUCCUGCCUAUAAUUAUGUUUCCUUACAACUUUUAGUAUCCAUCCAAUGAUGUUGA
Molecule: messenger RNA, 2209 nt
Organism: Ostrinia furnacalis (Asian corn borer)
Lineage: Eukaryota; Metazoa; Arthropoda; Insecta; Lepidoptera; Crambidae
Product: zinc finger protein 2
Exons: 2
Coding region: 260-1852 (530 amino acids)
Biological process (GO): regulation of transcription by RNA polymerase II
Cellular component (GO): nucleus
Molecular function (GO): DNA-binding transcription factor activity, RNA polymerase II-specific; sequence-specific DNA binding
Source: RefSeq, a predicted model, not a curated record